GCCAACUCAUUCCUUCAUUUUUCCAGCUCCCUUCCAUCUCUCUCUCUCUCUCUCUCUCUCUCUCUCUCUCUCUUUCUACAGACCUAUAAAUAUAGAAAACAAAGAGAGAUAGACACCAGGGCUCUGGAUCUUGGACUUUGGAAUUCGAGAUUAAGAAGAAGAGGAAAAGGAAAAGCUUUGAUUCAUUCAUGGCGUAUAGGCCGGAUGAUGACUACGAUUAUCUCUUCAAGGUGGUGCUCAUCGGCGACUCCGGCGUCGGGAAAUCUAACCUUCUUUCCAGAUUUACUCGCAAUGAGUUCAGCCUUGAGUCUAAGUCCACCAUCGGCGUUGAGUUCGCCACCAGGAGCAUCCAUGUAGAUGAUAAGGUCGUUAAGGCUCAGAUCUGGGAUACUGCCGGCCAGGAAAGAUACCGGGCUAUAACAAGUGCAUAUUAUCGAGGAGCUGUCGGCGCACUGCUUGUCUAUGAUGUCACUCGUCAUGUUACAUUCGAGAAUGUGGAGAGAUGGUUGAAGGAGCUGAGGGAUCACACAGAUGCCAACAUUGUGAUCAUGCUUGUUGGAAACAAAGCUGACUUGCGGCACUUAAGAGCUGUAUCCACCGAAGACGCCAAGGCCUUUGCUGAAAGGGAGAACACCUUCUUCAUGGAGACAUCUGCCCUGGAAUCAAUGAAUGUUGAGAAUGCCUUCACUGAAGUGCUCACCCAGAUAUACCAUGUUGUCAGCAGGAAGGCGCUCGAGAUCGGUGAUGAUCCUGCAGCCUUGCCUAAGGGCCAGACAAUAAAUGUUGGCAACAAAGACGAUGUAUCUGCAGUGAAAAAGGUUGGUUGCUGCUCAGUGUAAUUCAACAUGCAAGCCGCAAGAUCUUACAAUCUCCGGGAAAAAGGCAGCAAUUGCUUCAUGAUGGACAGUCCUUCCUGCAACGGCAACUACUGAAAUGUUUCUGAUUCCAAAAUGUAUGCCAUAGGUUGAGGAAAGAUGAAGAUUAUUUGUUGUCUUGUUUAUUAUACAUUUUAUCAUGUCUUCUUGAUUGUAUUCUGUUGCUUCUAGUUUUAUUAGAGCACUAGUUUGUGGCA
Molecule: messenger RNA, 1072 nt
Organism: Dioscorea cayenensis subsp. rotundata (Guinea yam)
Lineage: Eukaryota; Viridiplantae; Streptophyta; Magnoliopsida; Dioscoreales; Dioscoreaceae
Product: ras-related protein RABA1f
Exons: 2
Coding region: 189-839 (216 amino acids)
Cellular component (GO): endosome
Molecular function (GO): GTPase activity; GTP binding
Source: RefSeq, a predicted model, not a curated record